CUGUGUAGGGACAUGAUAAUGGGAGUCAUGUGGAUCUACUCUUUGCGACAGGGAGGCUGGAAAAACAUCAUCUGUCCUGCAAGAACAUUUUAUUUGGUUGGAAAAGAGCUGUGUCUGUCAACCUAUGAAAACCGGCCUUUUAGACAUGUCCACCCCGAGCCCUGCGAGGCGUGUACACAUCAGAUCACACCACACUGGGAUUUGGGUAGAAAACAGACCUGAGACGAGUAUUUAUCACUAAGUCAGAACAGCCUGCUUCAGUUUGUCACCUGUCUGGAGGAUGCAGUAAGGCAGUAACUGGGUUCCAGCAUGUACCAACAUGUCUUUUCUGAGGAGCUAUGAUGCAUUCAAGGGUCCUCCUUUCGCUUUCAUGACCAGUUCUAAAACAUCUGUCGUGCUCAGUGUGACAACAUGGUUCCUAAUGGUUCAGCUCUGCCUCGGUCAACACAGAGCCCUACUCGGCACAACCCCCAACAUUAAACACAUUGUGGUCGGAAGGUGCUACAAUUACAUCACACUCAUUAACGCCACUUCAAGGCAUGACUGUGAGGAUAUCUGGAGACAUUUUGAGGAGGCGGUUGUUCGUCAGUCUUCUUGUAACGUGACGAUGGAGGAUUAUCAUCAUAUGUUCAGAGCAAUGACACAAACCUGGCCGUGCAACAGGUUCCUUUUCUGGAGUAAAACCAGAACACUAAUGCACAGUUACGCUGCCGUGAUGCGUCACUUCUGGACCCUGGAGGACACGCUGGUGGGCUACAUGUUCAACGACCUCAUCUGGUGUGGCAGAGAACGAGACUCCGGUUUUGAUUUCAGCGCUUGUCCAGAGUGGUCGGCGUGUAGAAAUCAUCCGGUGUAUUCUCUGUGGAAGCUGGCAUCGCAGAAUUUUGCAGAGAUGGCCUGUGGCAACAUCACCGUGCUGUUGAAUGGGUCCAUUCAUCACGCUUUCAGCAGGAAAAGCAUGUUUGGGAGUGUGGAACUGGACUAUCUGAACCCCCAAAGAGUGGAUUAUGUCAAUAUAAAAGUGGUGACCAGCCUCGAGGGGCCCAGUGUAGAAUCGUGUCAUCAAGGAUCAGUCGUGGACCUGAUUCAGAUCCUCCAGGCCAGGGGUUUCCGCUGGACUUGCACAGACAACGACCAGACCUUGAUGAUCCUUCAGUGCAUCCAGAAGUCCAGACAGUCCUCAUACCAGACGUGUAUAAACAGCCUGUUCCUCAGAGAAAACCCAGUGUCCAACUGAUAUAUUAUUGGUUUAUGACAGUCACGGUUUGAUUCCCUUUAGGCUUUUUGUUCAUUGUAAAUUCCUAAUUUGUAAAUAAAA
Sphaeramia orbicularis (orbiculate cardinalfish) is the source of this 1318-nucleotide messenger RNA. Its product is annotated as ADP-ribosyl cyclase/cyclic ADP-ribose hydrolase 1-like. The record is from RefSeq and is a predicted model, not a curated record. NCBI's taxonomy places the organism in Eukaryota, Metazoa, Chordata, Actinopteri, Kurtiformes, Apogonidae. Gene Ontology annotation, molecular function: NAD+ nucleosidase activity, cyclic ADP-ribose generating; phosphorus-oxygen lyase activity. Gene Ontology annotation, biological process: positive regulation of B cell proliferation. The coding region runs from base 320 to 1237 and encodes 305 amino acids. The transcript is spliced from 10 exons. Gene Ontology annotation, cellular component: plasma membrane.